Acromyrmex echinatior (Panamanian leafcutter ant) is the source of this 1393-nucleotide messenger RNA. RefSeq names its product Transmembrane protein 43 (gene Tmem43). Gene Ontology annotation, biological process: lipid metabolic process; nuclear membrane organization. NCBI's taxonomy places the organism in Eukaryota, Metazoa, Arthropoda, Insecta, Hymenoptera, Formicidae. Gene Ontology annotation, cellular component: nuclear inner membrane. The record is from RefSeq and is a predicted model, not a curated record.
UUAAAUUUUAACAGCACGCGAACUUCCAUAGUCAUCUUAAUAGCACAGUGUGUUAAUAGUAUCUCGUUGGUGGCUCCAAGAAUACGACUGACGUCGGUUGGCGUCAGGAUGUAUCGUAUGAAUCAGAAUAGUCAACAAAGAAAUGUAGACGGACUUCGUCAGAAUUGUCAGAAUGGAAGACAAGCCGGCUCUGUGAAUCAAAUGCCGAUGACGAUCUCGGAACAAUUCAAGCAAUCGUGGCUGACAGCGAUAAUUGGGUCCAUCAUGUUUGCCACUGGAAUGUGUCUACUAUUUUGGAAUGAGGGAAGAGCCGUAAAAAUAGCGCAUUCCUUGGAUGAAGCUUUACACAAUGUUAUCGUGCUUCCUAAUUCAAUGAUGCUAUCGUCUGAAUAUGAGGGCCGCUUGAUACAUCUAUCGGGUCCCUUACUAGUCUCCGAACCGUUAACAGAACCAGAUUAUGGAAUUAUCAUAUCAAGCGUGAAGCUGAAGAGGAGGGUUCAGAUGUACCAAUGGGUUGAAAUCGAGGAAGAACCAAGUUUUGGCGAAAUAACAGAGGGCGAGAAACACUAUUAUUACACGACAGAAUGGAAGGACAAACUCGUGGAUUCGGAUCACUUUUACAUUCGUACAGGCCAUCACAAUCCCAAGGAAAUACCAAUCAAGAGCCAAGUGCAGAUUGCAGACGAAGUGAAGAUUGGCGCUUAUACGCUUGGCAUGGAAUUGAAAAAAAAAUUCAACGAUUUUGUAGAGAUCACUAGUGAUGAGAGACCAGAGCGAAAGAACAUUAAAAUGCAUUCUGGAUUGUAUUACCACAGCGCAGAUUUGUGGAAUCCUCAAGUGGGAGAUAUUAGAAUACAAUUUUCCUACGCGGGAAAAAACGGCAAUGUUUACUCGGUAAUUGGCUUAUUGGAAAAAGAUACCAUCAAACCAUAUUACACAUCUCAUGGUGAAGAAAUUUUGCUUCAACGAAAGCAUAAAAUGUCAGUGGAUCAGAUGUUCCAUUUGGAACAUGUGCAUAAUUAUUGGCGAACCUGGACUGUCAGAGGGCUCGGAUGGUUGGUCUUGUUUGUGGCAGCAACGUGCUUAGCAAAUAUAUUAAAAACAAUUAUACUAAACUCGACAUUCCUUUGCGGUAUAAUAGCAGUCGAGUCUCUGACUAUGUCAGUCUCUAUGUCUAUCAGUUUAUUAGUGAUUGGUUUCGCUUGGGUAUGGUAUCGACCAGUCAUUGGUCUCUGUUUAGCACUAGCCUCUAUUUUGCCAUUUAUUUAUUCGACACUGACAUCGGGAUCUUCAUCUCAGCAACGUGAUAAUUACAGGAGGUUAUAGAUUAUAUAUAUUAAGUUGCUUUAAAAGCGAUUUAUCUUAAGGUGCAUUAAAUUAUUAAUUUAAUCAA